Molecule: messenger RNA, 974 nt
Organism: Strongylocentrotus purpuratus (purple sea urchin)
Lineage: Eukaryota; Metazoa; Echinodermata; Echinoidea; Camarodonta; Strongylocentrotidae
Gene: eef1b2
Product: translation elongation factor 1B beta subunit
Biological process (GO): translational elongation
Cellular component (GO): cytosol; eukaryotic translation elongation factor 1 complex
Molecular function (GO): guanyl-nucleotide exchange factor activity; translation elongation factor activity
Source: RefSeq, marked provisional
UGACAUUGUUGCUGUUCAUCUAUAAUUCUCAAGAAAUUUCAUCUCUAACCAAAAAUGGGUUUCGGUGAUCUAAAGAAAAGUGGUGGGCAAGCUGCCCUUAAUGAUUUCCUUUCGGAUCGCAGUUACAUUGAAGGGUACACAGCAUCUCAAGCCGAUGUAGUCAUCUUCAAAGCCAUGAGCGGGGCCCCAGCUGCUGAGCUCUUCAAUGCACUCAGAUGGUACAACCAAGUCAAGUCAUACUCUUCCACAUUUACCAGCCUUCCUGGGGUAGCCAAAGCUCUCGGUGACUAUGGCCCUGCAGGCACCCCAGCUGCUGCCAAGAAACCUGCCGGAGAUGACGAUGAUGAUGAUGAUGAUUUUGACUGCUUUGGAUCAGAUGAGGAGGAGGAAGCGAAACCAGCUCCUAAAACCAAAAUCGAGGUGAAGAAACCAAAGAAGGUUGUCAUCGCCAAAUCCAGCGUUCUCUUUGACGUGAAGCCCGAAGAUGACGAGACGGAUCUCGGUGACAUCGAAAAAGCGGUUCGUGCGAUAGUGAAAGAUGGACUUCAUUGGGGUGCAUCUAAACGUGUCCCGAUCUGCUAUGGAAUCGAGAAACUCCAAGUUCUGUGCACAGUUGAAGAUGAAAAGGUCAGUGUCGAUGCGCUACAAGAAGAGAUAGAGGAGUUUGACACCGUCCAGUCAGUCGACAUCGCAGCAUUCAACAAGGUCUAAGGUCACCGUGUGUCUUCAUCUCAUGCCCACUCCAUCUCGGCACAUGUACGUUGAUUGACCGACAGCGAUAAGCGGUCCCAGAGAAAGCAAGAUCUGAAAACUCACCAGGCAUACAUGUUCCUGUGCAAGAGUACAAGUUGAUACACCUGUAGUCAGUAAAAAAAAUUUUUUUUAAAGAUUCACCACCCGAUAUACACUGAGAACCAAAUCUGUUGGCAUCAUUAUCAUUAUCAUCAUCAUCAUCAUUCGGGGUGCAUUUUCCC